AUGGCUUCAAAUCUCCCCAGUCCCAUUGACCCCAGCUUCCUCCCCAAACUGGACCCAGAUUUCAUCGAAUACUACAAUGCAUAUCUGGCCAUUAAGACGUCCGCCCACACGGUCAGCAUUGAGGACAUGCGGGCCUUCCCGCAGAAAUAUGCAGCACCAUGGGCCCGGAACUUCACGUUUGAGCCUUUCGUCAAGGACAUCAAGAUCAAGUCUGACGAUGGACAUGUCUUCACUGCGAGAUGCUACCAUCCAGACCCCAGGACGUCUCCGUUCGGGGAAGGGCCGUACCCGGUUCAUAUCAAUUUCCACGGCGGCGGUUUUGUCCUCGGAGGCUUGGAAGGGGAUGCGGAGAUUUGCAUGUUGGUGCGAGACCGGGUUGGGAUUCUCGUGGUGGAUGUCGACUAUAGAAUGGCUCCUGAGCAUGCGUUUGUGAAGGGCCAUGAUGAUUCUUGGGCGGCCAUUCGCUGGGUACACGAACAUGGACAGGAGAUCAACGCGCGUCCCGAUUCCAUCUCCAUCGGCGGAAUCUCCGCUGGAGGUCACAUUAGCGCCGUAAUGCAACAGCUCGCGCGCGAUGCGAGCCUGAAUCUCAGGCUGGCUGCACUCAGUGUCCCAGCCACAACCUGGCGUGUCGACAUGACGAAACCCUCCGACUCCCCAUACCAGUCCUUCCAGGAGAACGAGCUCGCGCCUUGCCUGAACUGGAAGCGCAUGCAGUUCUUCGGCUCACUCUCAGCACCUAAGAAUGAUGCGCAGAAGGCUGAACUUGAGAGCCGGCCACGCUUCAUCACGACUCCCGUUGAGGGGGAUCUACGGGGGGUCUGUGAUACCUUCAUGGCCACCGCCGAGUGUGACCCUGUCCGCGAUGAGGGCGUGCAUUAUGCUCAGCGGCUUAUGGAGGCUGGAGUCAAGGUUACUUAUCGGCAAUAUACCGGUGUGCCUCAUCCAUUUAUGCACAUGGCGAUUAUUAAGAAGGCACAGCUGUACAUGGAUGAUCUCUGUGCGGAAUUGAGGAGGGCUCAUAAUGCCUAG
Molecule: messenger RNA, 1032 nt
Organism: Monascus purpureus
Lineage: Eukaryota; Fungi; Ascomycota; Eurotiomycetes; Eurotiales; Aspergillaceae
Source: the annotation of a GenBank genome assembly